Messenger RNA from Aspergillus clavatus NRRL 1, 2163 nucleotides. Its product is annotated as putative glutaminase. The coding region runs from base 1 to 2163 and encodes 720 amino acids. The transcript has 2 exons. Gene Ontology annotation, biological process: carbohydrate metabolic process. The record is from RefSeq and is a predicted model, not a curated record. Lineage: Eukaryota; Fungi; Ascomycota; Eurotiomycetes; Eurotiales; Aspergillaceae.
AUGCACCUCCCCAGUGGAAGAACAUCCUUGUUAAUUAGCUCACUAUGCACAAUUGUGCUCUCUCUCUACACAGGCCACCAAGAGAAUGUGUCCUAUCUACCAGUUCUGCCCCCUUCAUACCCGUUGGCAGUACGCAAUCCGUAUCUUUCAACAUGGAUGCCCAGCGACAGGGUCCAGUCUUUACCGUAUGCCGAGCCUCAGUUCUGGGCGGGUCAGGAGCUGGGUUGGGCUGUUAUGGCGCGGGUUGAUGGUCAGACAUAUAGCUUGAUGGGUGUGAAAAAUCCUGAGAAAGAAAUCCGACCUGCAGUUGUGUGCAGCGCUGAGUAUACGGCAACCCACUCCAUAUUCACGCUCAAUGCUGGGCCGGUAAUGUUCAAGCUCGAUUUCUUCUCGCCCGUUUCGCCAUCAAGUUACCUUACGCAGUCUCUUCCUUUUGCUUAUUUGACAGUAUCUGUCUCCGGGGCUUCUGCCAACAGCAUCCAAGUCUUCUCUAGUAUAGACGGUAGAUGGACAGGAAGAUCUGACGAUGCAGUUUGCACUUUUCAGAAUACAGGUCGCACUGCUAUCUAUUCUUUGAAAGUACAGGAUGCUACAUUGUACUCCGAGGAGAGUGAUAUGGCUCUCUGGGGUGAGACGAUAUUUGCUGCACGACCUAACACUCCUUCAAAGCUUUCUUUUGCUUCUGGUGCACAAUCAGGGAUAUUCUCUCAGUUCGCCAACACUGGUAUUCUAGCCAGUAGCAGCCAGCAAUGUGAGUCCAAAGGUAUUGUAGCCUUGUCUCAUGAUCUCGGGACCGUGACUGGAGACCGGCGUGUCAAUUUCGUUGUUGGAUACGUGCGAGAAGAAGCGGUCAACUAUCUCGGAAAGGCAUAUACUGGGUACUACCGUGCUGAGUACCCGGAGACAUAUGAAGCGGUCACAUACUUCAUGGAUGAUUAUCCAGAUGCGCUUCUCGAAUCCUUGAUUCUUGACCAGGAAAUGACUGCCAAAGCAAAAGCCGUGGCUGGCCAGAAAUACGCGGACAUUGUCACUCUGUCAGCCCGUCAAGCAUAUGGGGGGAUCGAUUUGACCAUUCCCAAUGAGACUCUUGAUACGAGCGAAGUGCUAGCGUUUAUCAAAGAGCUCUCCAGCGACGGCAACAUCAAUACGGUGGAUGUAAUCAUGCCUGCAUUUCCCAUCUAUUACGUUAUGGAUCCAGAGUACAUUCGACUUCUACUGGAGCCCAUGAUGAGAUACCUCGCAGCCGGACGUUGGCACGAACCAUAUGUAAUCCACGAUAUGGGCACUCACUAUCCGAACGCAACCGGGCACGACGACCAACAAGCAGAACCGAUGCCCAUUGAAGAAUGCGGGAAUCUGAUGGUUCUUAUUCUGGCCUAUGUACGUGCGACAGGAGACGAAAUCUGGGCAGCACCAUAUUUCGACAUCUUGCGAGGCUACGCAGAUUACCUGGUCGAGAAUAGCGUCGACAUUGCCGAGCAGCUGUCUUCGAAUGAUGCGGCUGGUCCGCUAGCGAAUGAAACAAAUCUUGCUAUCAAGGCUGCCGUUGGCCUCAAAGCAUUUGGAGAGCUAACAGGCUUGACAGAAUACUCAAAGAUUGGGGAGGAACGAGCCAACCUGUUCUUCACCCAAGCAUUAGGUUUAGAUGAUCAAAAGACGCAUUUUGUGCUGCAAUAUCCGGAUAAGCCAUCUUCAUGGAAGACGCCCUAUAAUCUUUACCCAGACGUGUUGUUGGGUCUGAGGACUUUCCCAGAGGAAGCUCAUCAAAUGAGCAGCGCAUUCUUCAAAUCCGUGAGGGCUGAGUAUGGAGUGCCCCUGGAUCACCGACAGGACUGGGCCAAGUCGGAUUGGAACAUGUGGCUAUCGGGCACUUUUAACGACAGUACCCGCGACGAGUUCGUGGAUGACUUGUGGGCUUUCAUGACCAACGGCAAGCAUAACUGGCCAUUCUCAGAUAGAUAUGUCGCGACAUCCGCAAAAGGCAACAGUCCUGGUGUCCCCGUGCUAUGUAGAGCGCGCCCAACCGUGGGUGGGCACUUUGCCUUGCUGGCACUGGAAGGACCCAGGAGUCUGCAGCUCACCGCACUACAAGUCAAGGAGGAAUCCAAUGUCAAGCAUCAAGGAGACCAGCAGUUCUUAGGAGAUGAGAGACAAGAACUGUGA